AUGGUUUAUGUUACUGCUGCUUGCCCCGAUGGGGGGGAGAUGGUCGUGAUGGUUGAGAAGUCGGGGGUGAGGAAGGAGACCGCACCGCCAAAGGCUGUCGAACAGCAAUCCUACGUCGUCCUGCGCCGAUCUAAUACUGACGAAGUUAAACACAUUCUUGGACCCUCUGAGAUCGUUGGCAACUACCAGACCCUCGCGGAUGCCAAUGCCGCUGCGCGAGACUAUUUUAUCAAAGGGCCGGGACGCGAGUACUUCAAGAUAUGCGAGGUGAAGGAGGUGAAUGGCAUGGUGCAUGCUUACGCCAGGAGCCACGAUGGGUACCAGGACGUGGUCGUGAUCGUUCAUAAGAAUACAGCGUCUCCAUCGAAAGUUACCGCGCCGCUGAAUCCUAGGUACUUGCGAUACGCUCGCUGCUGCCAAUGA
Pseudogymnoascus destructans is the source of this 423-nucleotide messenger RNA. RefSeq lists its product as uncharacterized. The transcript has a single exon. Lineage: Eukaryota; Fungi; Ascomycota; Leotiomycetes; Thelebolales; Thelebolaceae. Bases 1 to 423 code for a protein of 140 amino acids. The record is from RefSeq and is a predicted model, not a curated record.